GGACCUCCAAAACAGCAUGCUGAAUCGCACCAUUCCCGCCGGCAUUGGCCACCUCACCGCGCUUUACACCCUAAACCUUAAAUACAACUUUCUCUCAGGCUCCAUUCCAGAGGCAAUCAGCAACCUCAAGCAGCUGGGGGAGUUGGAGCUGAAGGACAACAGCCUGAGUGGCACCAUUCCCGCCUGCAUUACCCACCUCACUGCACUCAUCACCCUAGGACUUGGCAACAAUCGCCUUGCAGGGACGAUGCCUGCUGCAAUCACCACGCUCACUAAUCUCCAAUACUU
Messenger RNA from Closterium sp. NIES-65, 288 nucleotides. The record is from the annotation of a GenBank genome assembly. NCBI's taxonomy places the organism in Eukaryota, Viridiplantae, Streptophyta, Zygnematophyceae, Desmidiales, Closteriaceae.